GCGCGACAGUUGCCGGCCGGGCGGGGUUUUACGGCAGCGGGCGCGGGGCGGCGGCGCGGCUGGUGGCGGAGCCCGGCCCGGCCCGGCCAUGCUGCUCACCGUGUUCUGCCUGCGCCGGGACCGCUCCGAGCUCACCUUCUCCCUGCAGGUGGACGCCGACUUCGAGCUGCAGAACUUCCGGGCGCUCUGCGAGCUGGAGUCCGGCAUCCCCGCGGCCGAGAGCCAGAUUGUCUAUGCCGAGAGGCCUCUAACUGACAACCACAGAUCAUUGGCCUCGUAUGGCUUGAAAGAUGGGGAUGUGGUGAUUUUACGGCAAAAGGAGAAUGCGGAGCCACGGCCUCCAGUCCAGUUUCCAGGUCUGCCCAGGAUAGACUUCAGCAGCAUUACAGUGCCUGGGACGUCGGCCCAGCUGCAGCCACAGCAGCUGCCAGCGCAGCAUCCUCGCCCAUCGCCCCCGGGUACACCACCGUCCCUGCAGGGCUUGGACAAUCCGGCGCUGUUACGGGACAUGUUGCUUGCCAAUCCCCACGAGCUGUCCCUGCUGAAAGAACGCAAUCCGCCCCUGGCUGAGGCACUGCUCAGUGGAGACCUUGAGAAAUUUACCAGGGUGCUGGUGGAGCAGCAACAGGACCGAGCCCGCCGGGAGCAGGAGAGAAUCCGUCUGUUUUCAGCUGACCCUUUUGAUCUUGAGGCUCAGGCAAAGAUAGAAGAGGACAUAAGGCAACAAAAUAUUGAAGAGAACAUGACAAUAGCUAUGGAAGAGGCCCCAGAGAGCUUUGGCCAGGUGGUGAUGCUCUAUAUUAACUGCAAAGUCAAUGGACAUCCAGUGAAAGCCUUUGUUGACUCAGGUGCCCAAAUGACCAUUAUGAGCCAAGCUUGUGCUGAAAGGUGUAACAUAAUGAGACUGGUGGACCGGCGCUGGGCAGGCAUUGCUAAGGGUGUGGGCACGCAGAAAAUCAUUGGCAGAGUGCACCUAGCUCAGGUUCAGAUUGAAGGGGAUUUUCUGCCGUGUUCUUUCUCUAUCCUUGAAGAACAGCCCAUGGAUAUGCUUCUAGGACUGGAUAUGCUUAAGAGACAUCAGUGUUCCAUUGAUCUCAAAAAGAAUGUACUAGUGAUUGGCACCACUGGAUCUCAGACAACUUUCCUUCCGGAAGGGGAGCUCCCAGAGUGUGCAAGACUGGCAUAUGGGCCAGGACGGGAGGACAUGCGGCCGGAGGAGAUUGCAGACCAAGAACUGGCAGAAGCUCUACAGAAAUCUGUAGAGGAAGCAGAGAAUAGUGAUAAAGAAACUACCUCACUGGAAAUGCCAUCUUUACCAUCUUCUGAUGGAUUUAAAAGUCCAGUCCAUUCUUCAGGACUAAGUUCCAAGAGCUGUAAUCCCACAAAUCAAUUACUUGAUCGCUCCGUCUCUGCCCCUGCUUCAAUUUGCUCACACAAAUCUAGUCUAGCAGAGAUAAUUGAUUCUACAGCUGUGAAGUCUUUGGAGUCACCAGCUGAAUGCCAGCUAGCUCCAGACCCUCUUCUGUUACAGAAUCUUUCCGAUCAUGCUGCUCAUUCAGCACACAAUGACCAUGCUAUCCAGACUGGAGCAGUAGCCUGUCAUAGUCCAACUCUACCUUCACAGAAUACACUUGAAAAAACAGUGGCUACUGACAGUCUAAAGAAAUAUGCUAAAGAACUAGCCCAUGGUCUGGAAUCUCCUAUGGAAGUGACAAGAGAAGGCAGUUUGUCUGACACCACCAGCAAGCAUGGGCAGCAGGCGGUUCUAGAUGUAUCAUUGCCUUCAGAACCGCUGGAACGGAACCAAAUGAAUGAGUUUCCUUUGGAUCUUCAGACAUACAAAGAACCAGUGAGUGAACGAUGUCUGGAUAAACAGAAUGAACCAACCGAGCCAGAAUAUCCUUGUAAUGUCAGUGGCCUUGAGUUACCUGCUGUGGGGGGGGAGCAAGGCCUUACGAACAUCCAGCCGGAAUCACCCGUUGACUCUCUUGCUGAGAGAAGAGAAAGUAGCCUGGAGAAGAUAGAGCUAUCGUGUGGAAACGGCAAUAUCCCAAUGUCCGCAUCCUGUGGCUGUACACAUACAGAAAUCUUCAUGGAAACAGAUGUAGCUGAGCAGUCUGUAAUCACAGGGCAUAACUUGUCAAGGAAACAGAACGCUCAAGCGAAGAAUAUUGGUGGAUCUUGUCUGAAUGUAGAUUGUUCUUUGAUGCAAGUAGAGUCAGCAAAGCAUGACUCCUCCUUCUCUGUAUUUUCGAGUAACCCAGUUUCCACUAGUGAUUUACUGCAGCCUGAAACCAAUGUUGAAAUGACUGCAAUAUGUACUGAGUUACCUAAUUUAUCAGCUGAAGAUAGCUCUUCCUCACCUGACAUUCGUCAGGUGAACGGUGAUACAGCAGCAUCCACUGAAGAGCCAUGUUUAUCUUUAACAGCAGCAUUGAAGGAGCUUCAUGAACUUUUAGUUAUAAAUAGUAAAGGAGAUUCUGUCAUUUUUAUGACUGAAGAAGACACGGGUCAGCCAGAAACUGUUCUUGAAGAGCAAAUGGAAUGCAAGGAGCUUUCUGAUGAUGAACAUGAAAGUGUGGAUCCAGAGAGUGGGGAUCUAAAUAGCUCCUUUCAUACGGUGAUGCCUGAACAUGCGAACCCUGAGGGGCUAGCAGGGGCACCAUCUUAUGCUAUGGGAAUAGAAAAUGCUAGCAUCAAGGUUUUAACCAGCAGCCAGUCAACUGUUGAAAAAGAUGCUCUAGAGAUACAGAAGUCCUCAGGUAAGAGUAAUUCUGUCAUUCUGAGCUCAGUUGCAACAUUUGAUCAACUACAGAAUACUGAGCAGGCAGAAAUUUUACCUGAACGUUUAGUAAAUGACCAAGUUCCAGCCAGUCAGACUUUAGAGCUGAAGAGAUCACGUUCACCUGAGCUCACGGUGGAGGAAGAUGUUCCUCAGGAUGCUCAGAGCCUGUUAACAGAAGUGUCUGAAAUAACUGACAGUUCCUCAAAUCCUGAAGAUCCAAGGCCACCCUGUGGACUUGUUGAGCCAUUGCUCUGCCCUCCAAUCAGCGAUCUGGAACUGCCCUCCAGACUUCCUCCGCUGCCUGUUUUCCCUGCCGCCGACAUUAGUCAGAUUCUGUGCGCUGGCUUUACCAUGCGGGAAGCUCUUGAAGCUUUGGAGCAAGCUGGUGGAAAUGCAAACCUUGCUCUUCUCUUUUUAUUAGCCAAGAAUAUUGUAGUUCCUACAUGACCAUGGAAAAGAUGGCCUGACUGCUCCAUCGUCCUUUUAAAGAACAUAUCUAAAUUAUAUAGAGUAAGCUGCAAGCCGAAUGUUGUCAGAUUUUUUUAAAAAAAAUUAUUUUUAGCCAAAGUAAUUUAUGAUCUCUUGUGUGUGUGUCAUGCGUUAAAUUUGGGCCUUUUUAAAAGAAAAGUCUUGGCAUUGUGUAAACACAUUAGCUUUGAAUUUUCCUUAAGAUGGUGCAUACUGGAAUAAAAUUGUUUUUAUUUAAUUGUAUGAUUUUAGAAUGAGCUCCCAUAUUAUGAAUAAAAAGCAGAAGCCAUUGAGAAAACCACCACCCCAUUCAGGUAAAAGCAGAUUGCGAAAUGAACUGAAUGUGCAUGUACAUGCAUCCCCAAGGCAAUGGAGAGCAUGUGCUGUUAUAGGAGAGGCACACAAGCUAUGAACUCAAUAUGGUACAAACUGAAACAAAGUUUGUCAAUUAAGCUGUUUGGAAUUGUACCAGUGAUCACUCUACUGUGCUUUUAUAAUCUGAUAUUAAUCUGAUGCUGAUGAAGAAUUGUAGCAGCUACUAGAGGUAUGUCAGUGCUCACAGGGUUCCGGAUCCAAAAAGGUUUUGCAGGGAUGUUCAAAGCUUUCACAUUUUUGUGCAUUGAAAGCUGAUGCGUAGAUUCCCAAAAUGUAUUCAGCUAUUGGGCCAGCGUGUUAAAGUUUACAUGGUGGGGCAGGGGGAGGAGGGAGAUAAAGUUUGGUGCUACCAAAAAUAAGAGACAAGGCAAAUGAUCUAAAGAUAUCCUGGGGUUAAUCUUUUAUUUCAUUUCCCCUAAUGAAGGAUGUUUGAUCCCUUUAUAGAUUUGCCCAUAUCUUCCUCCACACAGAAGGGAGGGGUGGGGGGAAGCCUUCUUAAGGAGAUACCUUUUAAUUUGUUUUGUUAAUUUCAUAAUUGCAUCUGUUGCUAUGGCUUUUCUCCUUUUGCUUCAGUCCCCUACAAAGGUAUAUACUGUAACUGUUAAGAGAAUGGAUUCUCUAUGCACUGAGUAGGGAUGUAUAAUUAAAGGAUUGAAGAAAUUUGCUUUGCACUAGUUUAUCUCAAUGCUUGGGGGUGAUCAAUCGCUCAGCCCUUUUUAAAAUGAAAACUCAAAGGCUAUGAUAUUCACUGCAGAAAUCUUCACUGCAAAAACUCUUAGUGGAUCUCAGUUUAGUACCAUGUGAUAGGUGAAGACGCUCCACGUAAAGCAACCUGAAACUAGGGCACUGAUCUGGCUUCUGUAUUACAGCCAUGGAAGCCUUUCAGGAGGUUCUCAUCAAGAACUGUCUUUUUAGGACCUGCAGAGACUGUGCUCAGGAAAGGCUGAUUCCAGGGAAUCAGGUGCUUUCAUGGGAAUGAACGACUCUUUCUUCUGCUUUAUGGAGGUUCAUGACACUGUUGAGGAGGGGAAGAGGGAAAAGCAUGAUAAAAUGUGAUACCAAAUUGUGAGUAGAAACCUUAAUCCGGUCCCAUUUGCAAAUCUCUGAAAUGGCUUCACCUAAAAUGUAAUCUCUGACUUCCUGCUUGAGACAAAUAAACUGAAGUCGUGAGUCCACAGUGACUGAGAAUCCAUUUUCUCAGCACAUUAUGUACGUUGGGUUUGUCUGGGGCUCGGGGCUUGCUUAGAAUAUUUGCUUAUGUGCAUUUGGGGGCUUUCAGGGGACUGAUUUAUAAACCACAUAUAUUCAGUCAGAUAUAUAGACUUGUGGGAGUCCCUGAUGGCAGUGAGGGAUAACUUGAUUUUUUUUUUCAGUGGGUAAUGUAGUCAAGAAUAGCUUUGAGGAGUCCUGUGAACACCCCAUAGAGCUUUCACAAGAAUUGUGACCAUAGAAUCUAGGAAACAUCAAAUGAUUUCUUUAAACCUUGCUCAAGGCUUCUUGAGGAAAUACUGGUGUUUCAGGAUUUUUACCAAGCACUAAAGGCUUGAUAAGAAGCAGGUGGUGGCAAUAAGCACCUUAUGAAGUAUUCUACAGUGAGCAGUACCCGGGUGGUAAGCUGUAGUAUCUUGGGUCAUUAUUGUAGAAUUGACUUAUAAGAACCCUUUCUCAAGGGCCUUUGGAAAUGAGAUGUACUAUCAUAUCCUAGAACAUCUCUGGUCAAAUGGAACUGCUGUAGGAAUUUUUGAGGGGAAGUUCUAUGGCCAGUGUCAUACCGGAGGUCAGAUCAGAUGAUCACAAUGGUCCCUUCCGACCUUGGAAUCUAUGAAGCUAUCCCUAUUUGCCUCUGCUUCAGCUCGCUACAAACAGUAGCUAAUAGUAAAGUUCCUUUCUUUCCCAUCUAGACUGUUCUUAGUCCAAACAGCCAGGCUCUGCUCCUAGGUAUGCUCUUGCAGCACCAUAGACUUCACUGGGAGCUUCUUGGGGAAGAUGCUUAGCUGGUAUAAGCUGUCAUAUCUCAGUUGAAGACGCAAGCCGAGGGUUUGCCCUUAGAGCUGAACUUGCUGCCCUUGGCACACAGCUUGAUUUACUGCCCCCUAUUUAAAACACCAGAUGUUAGUCAUCCGAUGUUACAAUACCCAUGUCAGAUUUACAUGUUAACUUUUUUAGAAGCAAUUGCUAAUAGCUAAAUGAUGGUAUGGCUGCUUUGCACAGGCCGGGUGAAGGUUCUAGUUUUAUGGCCAUAGUGAGUUACAGAUUGCCCCUGCACAAUUUAUGCUAAUGAAACUUUAGAGCAUCAGCCAGUUUGCUUUGAUAGUUUUAUUUUUUCUGUCAUAUACUAUAGUUUUUAAAUUUUUACAUUUUUGAACUCUGCCCAUGCUUUACAGAAAAUAAACGCAAAUCAGUACUGCUAAAAUUUCCUGUGUCACUUUCUCUAAAUGGCUGGAAACAGAGGCCUGACCCCAAAACUGUAAAAUCGCUGCAAUUACCUAAAAUCCAUCUAAACCUGGUGCGUUUAAGGUCUGUAUUAUAUGGAACUGCUUUGAGUGAGCUAUGCAAUUGGAUUAAAUUAGAGAAUAAACAGAACUGAAUAAUUUUGUCUCUUAAGGAACAAGAUUCAAUAAACAGAAUUAUAAAACUUGAAAAAAGUUUGAUUCUAAAACAAUUUACUUGAAUCUUCUUAAUCCAGUAGAAUGCAUAGGGUUGUUUUUCCUUAGAGAUAGUGCUACCUAAGAACUGUUGUCUUCUGUUUUAAUGUGUAGCACCUGUCCUUUUGCUAUGCAGUACACUACCUCUGUACAAAGUGAUGUGGAAUCACUGUUGGAUGACAGUGAUAGGAGAGACUGCAUAUAUUUUGUCCUCAGAGGAGAGAUUUUGCCUCUUCCCUCUUUCCCCUCUUCCCCCCCCCCGCCCUCCAAAAAAAAAAAAAAAAAAAAGGUGGAGUGGAGUUCAGGCUUGAUUUUUUUUUUUUUACAAUGCAGAUGACUUUCCUCCCCCAAACUCUUGAAGAGGAAAUUAGAAUCCACCCUGUGUAAACCAAAUAGCACAAAUUAAGUAUUUUGUUUGAGGAUUAAAGCAUCAUUUCUAAUUAACAUUGCAUACAUCAGACAGAACACAUGACUGCAGUGUAACUGUACAGUCAACUUUAUGAUCAAAUCUGAGUUCAUCAGAAGCUAACGAGGAUGGGUAUGAAUAUACUAAGAACUAGCUGGUUCUGGGAGCUGGAGUGGAAGGCAAGAUGAAAAGGAGCAAUGGCAAGGCUGGAGAGCAUUUUCUUUUUUGUCUGGUAAUCCUUUGACUGUCUCUUAAUUCUUGCCAAGAAGUGGACCCAUCUCGGGCUGGUAUUUUCCAAGUCUGUGUUCAGUGUUGUUCAUUGGCCUUUAUCCAUUGCCAAAUUGCAAUUAAGCACUUGUUGAUAGCUUCAGUAGAGACACCAAAGAUUGAAUGGGCCUUGUAAACUACUCCCUGCACCGAAAGGGAAUGUUUCCAGAUUCACUGCAUUUAUUUAGUGCCUUAAAUCAAAGGGUCUUAAAACUCUGCAAAUAACUGAGUUAAAUCUUGUGACACCCUGGUGAGGGAGGGAAACGUUUUCCCUAUUUUACAUAUAAGAAAACUGGCCCAGAGAAGCUGUGUCUUACUCAAGAUACCAGGAAGUCUUUGGUAGCCUUUAGCAAAUCACUUAACCUCUCCAUAUGUAAAAUGGGAUGGCAUUUCUCUCACUUAGCAAGGAUGUUGGAAGGGUUUGUAAAGCCCGUUGGGUCUGAGAUGAUGUAACUGAAGAGUAUUCUUUCUAGACUAAGGUGUGCUGCAUGCUGCUAGGUGUUUUACAGAACUAGGGGCUUGAGGGGACAUCCAGUGGGCUUAGGAUCCUCUUUCUACAUCUACUUGUGUCCUCCCAGCACUCAACCCCAGCAUCCCUGUUGAGAGAGAGAGAGAAACCAUGGGGUGGGGUAUGCAUAUCUUAGCCUGGCUCUCUUUCAGAUUUGGAGCCCUCUUGUUUUCUUCCCUUGCACCUGCCAAUCCCUGGGAUGUUCUCUUAACCUCCUCUCCACCUUGCUGGCUCCAGAACCUAAAUACCAUUCUCCUUAGAGGGCUGGAUAAAGGUCAUAACUUCAGUUUGGCUUUAAGGGAGCUAAUGUGGCAGCCCCAGGACUGACACCCAGUGCAGCAUCUCUGAGUUCAAACAUUGUUCCUAAACAACAAUCUGGAUUAGAGCCUCUUUGUGCCCUUUGACCAGCAUCAAUCCUCCUCUCCCCAUUCAGAGCAGUUUGCCCCAAACGGGAAUAUUUCUCUUAUCUGUUUCCCCACACCCCAAACUCUGCCAAUGCCUCUUAAUCCUGACCCACAGAACCUGGGCUGCUCUAGCCUGCGGACAACCUCUCAAGAAAAAUCUGGGUUUUACCACCUUAAGCAGACAUGGGGGUGCUGUUAGGCCUUGGUACUACACAGCGCUUUGCCAAGGGGCCCUGCUCAGUACAUCAACAACUGGGUAAAGUACCCAAAUGAUAAUAUGCCUUGUGCUGUAAAUAGGACUGUUCCUACUCUUCCAUCCCCAUACUCAACUCCAAAGCAAACCCGUCAGCACAGUGACUCAUCAGUCCCCUUCCUAGUGCCUCCCUGUGAAAUGUAUAAGUGGCAGAAAAUUUUUUUAAUGUGGAAUACAGGAACAAUCAGAAGCUUCUUAAUAAAAAUCCCAGUUUGUGUAGGAAAUUCUGUCAGUAGCCAUUGUUCCCAUUGAAGGAAUUCUCUCAUUCCCAUAUUUAAAGCUGAAUGCACAGUGUUCUAUGAAAUGGGGCAAGGGCUUACCAAGCUAUCGACAUCUGAAUGUUUUCAGUGCCUGUCUGCAGAAGAGGAUGGUGCCAGUGAUACACUGGGUAGGGGGAAAGAUGGACCUGUGCUGUGCUGAGUAAAGUAGACCUUGGAAACGUCUCAAGAAAUUGAUGGUGGUGAGGAGGGCAUAAGACAAAGCCACAGUUCUUGGAGCAGGAAUCCUUUGGUCAGUUCCCUCGAGGUUGGUCUGGGGUUUACUAGGGUUUUAAAGUCGGCAAGCCAACAAGCUUUGCUUGUGGAAAAGACCGUGGAUCCAUAAUGUUAGGACUUUGAGGUCUGGCUGUUUCAGAUGCUGCAGGGGGAUCAUCUUCACAGGUGAAAGAAUACUGCCCUGAUGACCCAUUCAAUACUUGGCCUUAUCUGUGAGGCUGAGGACAAGGGAGGCAACUGUGAUGGUGACUUUUGUGAUGCGAGUACCAGCUACUGGGUAGGUUUGAAGUAGAUUGGCAGGGGAGGGGGGGAAUCUUGCAAUGCUGCUGCCUAUGCUGAACUGUCUGUGGAUAGUGGAACUUUGCUCUUCAGGGCUGUCAACCAGGCACCGUUUGCAAAAGUUCCCUGCUCUCCAUCUCUUCCAUGUCAAGCUGUUUGGUUCCUAUUUGACUGAUGCUUUUUAGCUUAAGGGUUUUGCAAACUCACUUGAGGGAAUCCGUACUCAGGAAUCCUAAAGCUGGUUGCACUUGUCACUUCUAGGCUGAACAUAUGUGGUUUUUCUUGCAGCUGGGUGUUGAGGAGGGAAGAUUCAUUAAUCCGGUAAUGGGAUGUCGUUCUGCCCUCAGUAAUAAGUCUUUUUUUAUUUGACUUGAUUUUUUUAGUAUUGGGGGACUGUUUCUCCAGGAAAAAAUUGAUGUGCAAAAAACAAUUUGAUAUUUAAAAAAAAUAAACAAGUUUUAUCACAA
This is a messenger RNA of Chelonia mydas (Green sea turtle), 9351 nucleotides long. RefSeq names its product DNA damage inducible 1 homolog 2 (gene DDI2). The record is from RefSeq and is a predicted model, not a curated record. The transcript is spliced from 9 exons. Gene Ontology annotation, biological process: proteolysis. The coding region runs from base 89 to 3232 and encodes 1047 amino acids. Lineage: Eukaryota; Metazoa; Chordata; Testudines; Cheloniidae. Gene Ontology annotation, molecular function: aspartic-type endopeptidase activity; protein binding.